This is a messenger RNA of Debaryomyces hansenii CBS767, 369 nucleotides long. RefSeq lists its product as uncharacterized. The record is from RefSeq and is a predicted model, not a curated record. The coding region runs from base 1 to 369 and encodes 122 amino acids. Lineage: Eukaryota; Fungi; Ascomycota; Pichiomycetes; Serinales; Debaryomycetaceae. The transcript has a single exon.
AUGGGUAACCUCUCAGAUAGAGUCAUGAACAUGAAGUUCAUGCGGAAAUCAGAUGCUGAUAAAGAAGACAUUAACAAAGAAGAACAACAGAAGAAAAUCCAAGAUAUGUCUGAAUGGGUAUUACCGAAUUCUACGAAGCUUAUAGCCAAAACUCAGUCUUCAAAUGUUGUCCAAUCUAUAGGAUACGCUAGCAUAAAUUCGAUUUCGAUGGAUGAGAAAGAUGAGCAAGCUAAUGAUACUCCAAUGCCGGCGAAUGUGGGAAGAAAAACUUGGGGAGAGCAAGAACCAAAAAAGAGUGAAGAAACAGAAUUAGAGAUAACGAAAUUAAAGGAUUCUAUACCCAAGAAAAAGGUGUGUAUUUUUUUCUAG